AUGUCCAAACCAACUCUGAUCUUCACCCCCGGGGCAUGGUACCCCCCUACAGCAUUCGACCCUCUAAUCGACCGACUGCGUCCGCACGGCUACCCCUGCCAGACGGUGGCGUUCCCCUCCAUCCAACAAGCGACGGUCGUGACAUCCCUGCAGCCGGACAUCGACGCCGUGCGGGACGCAGUCGAGCCCGCCGCGGACGCCGGACAGGAUGUCGUGGUCGUUGCGCACAGCUGGUCCGGGAUGCCGGUGUGCAGUGCCCUCGACGGACUGUCAAAGACAGAGCGCGAGAGGAACGGAAAACCGGGCGGCGUGGUGAAGCUGGUCUUCAUCUCGGCGUUUGUGCCGGAGAUGGGCGAGAGUCUUAUCAAGGCGUUUGGGGGCACUCCUCCUCCGUGGUAUAUUAGAGACGAAGCAAAUGGCACGGUGACGGCCGAGGAUCCGUAUACGCUUUUCUUCCACGACGUCCCGGACGGACAGGCCUGGGCAGGGACGCUGCGUCCGCACGCCUGGGUGACCAAGAACAGCCCCGCCACCGGCGAAGCGUACGUCGACAUCCCUGGCUCAUACCUGCUGUGUGCGCACGACAGGGCGAUCCCCCUGCCUGUCCAGGAGAUGCUGGUCGACCGGGCGCGGCAGAAGGGAGCGCGGAUUGUAACGGAGACGGUGCAGACGGGCCAUUCGCCGUGGCUGGUUGUUCCAGAUGAGGUGGCGGCGUAUAUUCAUCGUCAAGUCGAGAAUAUUCAAUCGGAGUGA
This is a messenger RNA of Penicilliopsis zonata CBS 506.65, 753 nucleotides long. RefSeq lists its product as hypothetical. The coding region runs from base 1 to 753 and encodes 250 amino acids. NCBI's taxonomy places the organism in Eukaryota, Fungi, Ascomycota, Eurotiomycetes, Eurotiales, Aspergillaceae. The transcript has 2 exons. The record is from RefSeq and is a predicted model, not a curated record.